Messenger RNA from Penicillium roqueforti, 3324 nucleotides. RefSeq lists its product as uncharacterized. Lineage: Eukaryota; Fungi; Ascomycota; Eurotiomycetes; Eurotiales; Aspergillaceae. The record is from RefSeq and is a predicted model, not a curated record. The coding region runs from base 1 to 3324 and encodes 1107 amino acids. The transcript is spliced from 2 exons.
AUGAAGGUCGCGGUCGGUCGGUUGUCGCUGUUGGCGAUUGUCUUCGGUUUGGUGACAUCAAGUCACAGCAGUCUCAUCAACAGAGCCCUCGCGCUGCCGGCGGAACAAAAGGACGCAUUGACCGCUACAAUUGGAGUCGGGGUUACACUUUGGCUGGGUGAUGGCGAGUCUUGCACCGCUGAAACUGUCACCCACACUGUUACGCAGACCGGAGAUGUUUCUGCAGCUGCCACCAAAAUCAUCACCGAGGCUACCACCUACACUAUAAGUGGUUGCCGAAAUGCCCACACUCUGAGUGCCAUUCCCAAUGUCGGCAUUGGACCCGUGGCCGUUGCUGCAAAUACCGCUAGGGCACUGCCCGGAAUUGCUCCCAUAAAAACGAUCACAGAUUACACAACCGAGGUGAUUACAGCGUGUACAUGCACAGCUAACUUGACUGUUACGACAACCACCUCCAGCGUACCUGUACCUGUGACAACCACCUCUAGUUUAUCGGUGACAUCCACAUCCAGUAUACCUGUGACAACCUCCAGUGUACCUGUGACAAUCUCCAGUGUACCUGUGAUAACCACAUCCAGUAUACCGGUGACAACGACCUCGAGCGUACCUACUACCAGCUCGAGUAUACCUGUGACAACCUCCAGUGUACCUGUGACAAUCUCCAGUGUACCUGUGACAACCACAUCCAGUAUACCGGUGACAACGACCUCGAGUGUACCUACUACCAGCUCGAGCGUGUCUGGCACAAUCACCACGAGCGUGUCUGAGACUACCAGCUCGAGUAUACCUGUGAUAACCUCCAGUAUACCUGUGACAACCACUUCCAGUGUGCCUGUGACAACUACCUCCAGUUUAUCGGUGACAUCCACCUCCAGCAUACCUGGAACAACGACCUCGAGCGUACCUACUACCAGCUCGAGCGUGCCUGGCACAAUCACCACGAGCGUGUCUGAGACUACCAGCUCGAGUAUACCUGUGACAACCUCCAGUGUACCUGUGACAACCACCUCCAGCGUACCUGGAAUGACGACCUCGAGCGUUUCUGACACUACCAGCUCGAGCGUGUCUGAGACUACCAGCUCGAGUACACCUGUGAUAACCUCCAGUAUACCUGUGACAACCACUUCUAGUGUGCCUGUGACAACCACCUCCAGCGUACCUGGAAUAACGACCUCAAGUGUACCUACGACUACUAGCUCGAGCGUUUCUGACACUACCAGCUCGAGCGUGCCUGGCACAACCACCACAAGCGUGUCUGAGACUACUAGCUCGAGCGUGCCUAGCACUAGCGUUUCUGGCACUACCAGCUCAAGUGUACCUGUCACAACCACAUCCAGCAUACAUACGACAACCACCCUAACAACAUCGAGGACUAUUACUGACUCGACUGCCACUGCUCCGGGGCCGACGACUUCACCAUCCACUACAGUAACAACCAGAACCACUUCCAGCUCUGUAGGUGUUACCACUAUUCCAGUGUCCACAACAUCAGCGGCUGCCACCGAUAUUUCGACUGUCACUAUCCCAAAUACCACUGUCACUCUCCCGGGAACAAUACUUCCAGGGACCACAGUCACGACAAUCAUUACUGAGACUGCCACUGUAUCAAGUGGUAGUAGCACUUUACCCGGGUCCACCGGUACCACAACUGUCACAAGUCCAGAAAGUACAGUGAUCAGUGAUUCAACGAUCAUUAUUGGCACUAUCACUAUCCCAGUUUCGCAAACAACCAAAACAAUCACUCGUACUCUCACCGUUACCGGGUCUAGUGCGACAUCGACCCAGAGCCCUAGCAGCGCUACGUCGGUGCCUGCCUCUGUAUGCUCCAGUCUCAUCAGUAAUCCAUCUUACACACCCCCCGCCGUGUUGCCAGAUGACUAUACCUGGGGCUGCGCACCCGGAUAUCUCUGCAAGCCCGGUCAUGCAGGUGACCGCUCGAAUUGCAAUAUUGAAGCAGGUCUUCCCGACCCCGGAUACGUCUGCAGUCCCUCAGACUGCAUUGUGGCUCCGCCUUUAGACGUUCAUCCGUCUUGGCAGUACAAUGUCUCGAACAUUUAUUACAACCUCAAUCCGGAGGACUUCGGUCUCAAUUAUUCUAUCUUCGAAGACCCACUGGCAGCCAACAAUAAGCGCGACAUGUCGUUGUGGGAUUUCGCUGUCGCCCAAAGGAUCAAGAGGGCCGACAUAACGAACAUCCCUACAGUCUGUUACAAUGAUUGCCUCGAUGCUGCACAUGAGCCUCAAAUGCUUGGAAAGACACCUGAGCUCUGCAAGAGUGACUCGGCGUUCAUGGAAAACUUGGAUAUUUGCGAGGAGUGCAUUACCAACAACGCUGAAUCCGGCUCUGAUCAAUAUUCAUCCAUAAUGCUGCCGACUUUUGCACAGUGGCUGAAUUUCUGCUCCGAUAUGGUCACUUCCACAACAGCACAAAGUGUGACCAGUACUCAGAUGGACACUACGGCGACGAGCACCCAGAUUACCGCUGCUACCAGCACGGAAACAUCGACAGCAGCCACGGUCACGAGUACUCAGGCUAGCAGCGCUGAAGCUAGCAGCACUGAAGCUACCACCACCGAAUCGGCGACCACUGAAUCGGCGACCACUGAACCGACCAGCACCGAAUCGACCAGCACUGAACCGACCAGCACUGAACCGACCAGCACUGAACCGACGAGCACUGAAUCAACGAGCACUGAAUCGACGAGCACUGAAUCGACGAGCACUGAAGCGGCGAGCACUGAAGCUACCAGCAUUAAACCGACCAGCAUUGAACCAACGAGCACUGGAAACACAGGAAAUGAAAACACGAGCACCGAGCCCACAAAUACCGAGACAACGAGCACUCAGUCCGACACUGCUACCACCGGGACCGAGCAAAUAUCCAGCCCAGAGACAACUCAACCAGUCACUCUCAUCGCCAUCUCAGCUUCCGGUUCAAUUGUGACCACCUCGGUAUCUGGUUCGCUUGUGACAACUUCUUUCUCUGGGUCUUUUGUGACAAUCUCAACAUCCGGUUCCCUCGUGACAAGCUUAGUCCCUGGAUCGAUCGCGACAACAUCAGUAUCUGGCGUGCUUAUCACAGCAUCCUUGCCCGGUUCGAUCAAGACCGUAUCAAGCACUCUAGGGACAGAGACUGGCAGUGAAAGCACAUCUGACAAUGCUGCCAGUAGUCCGUCGGGCUCGGUUCAGACGAGUCAGACGAGUCAGACUGAUUCGGCAACGACCUCUACCUUUUCCCCGGCCUACAAUUCGGCAGGAUCUUGGAAUAUCCCUAGUGUUGGCUUAAUUGGUCUCUUGUGGACUGCUCUUGUGCCACUCCUCUAG